GGCACCGGCCAAAUAUGAUGAUUUAUCAUUUUCCUCUAUAUAUAUAAGGAGGUGGCAGAAGAUUUCUUGAUCCACAAUCAACACUGAUGCUCCUUCUUUUCAACAUUCCUUUCUUCCGUUGCUUAAUUACUUACCCUCUUUGAUUCUCUUCUUUCUUCCCUUUUAAUACCACACACAUAAACUCUUUGUGACAGCCUACACUUGCACACAAAGAAGUAAAAACAGUAGGAAGAUCAUCUCACAUAUCGUAAGGAUCGAAUGGCGGAUUGGGGGCCGGUGGUGAUAGCUGUGGUGCUGUUUGUGCUUCUGAGUCCGGGGCUGCUGUUCCAACUGCCGGGGAGGGGCAAGGUGGUGGAGUUUGGGAACAUGCAUACGAGCGGGAUAUCGAUCCUCGUCCACACCAUCAUCUUCUUCGGCCUCCUCACCAUCUUCCUCAUCGCUGUUGGCGUUCACAUCUACACUGGAUGACCAUUACCUUAGUUUCCACUUUAGAGAAUUGCUUUCUUAAUUAUUUCAUUUAAUUUCAAUAUGCAUACUUUGUUCAGAUUGCUUGUUUUGAAUUUGAACAGUACUGUUUGAUGUUCUAAGUUUUUCCUUAUGAUCGAUAAGAAAUUGGUGAGAAUAAGUUUCUUAAUUUGGGGAAAGCAUGUACUCCUCAAAACUUUCUUUUUUUUUUUUGAAAUUUCUUGUAUUCUCUAAUUUUUAUUGAACGCCAUUGGUUCUUUACAUCUAAGAGCAUCUCAAAAUAAUAUGCCAAAACUGUCACAUAGGUAUAUAACAGUAAUACAAAUUGUGGUUAUGUGUAUUAAAAAUUUAAUAACUUAAAAAAUAAAAUUUCUCACCACUCCUAUUAAAACACUUGGUGUACCACUUGUGUUUCCAUCACAACUAAAAAUUUCUCCACAAAGUGAUUAAAAAAAAAAAUUAGAAUGACAUUAUUAUUUAACAUAUUGGUUGGAUCAAAGAAUUGUACAAAAUGCCAAAUUGCCACAUAAACCAUUAAAUAUCGAUUUAAUGUUUUAAAUUUGACAUCUCCUUUGGAGAUGCUCUAAGAAGUCAUUCUCUAAUUUUUUUUUUUUUUUUUCUUAUGAUCAAAAUUGAAUGACCAUAAAUUCUUAACACCAUGUGAUCAAGAGACCGAAACUCUAUUUUGACGUGAGAAGCACUAUUCAGACUUGAUCGGGAGAAAACCACCCCAUUUUCAGUUCUUAAGCACUUGGCUGUUUGAAGUUUCCAAAAAAACAAAAAAAACACUUGGCAGUUUGAUGUCAUUUUCCCUUGGGCUUUUGACAUUUUCACCAUCUUCCUUGGUUGUAACUUGUACACUUCGCAACCCCUCACUGACUUGUCGGACAUCGCCGCACGCUUUUGUUUUCUACGUCACAAUCAAUCAAUUUUCUCACAGCUAACAUUAUGAAUUAUCGAGAAAAAGACAGGAGACAAUGCACAACUAAUGGCAGCCUACAUCCCCACUACUUACCU
Pyrus x bretschneideri (Chinese white pear) is the source of this 1482-nucleotide messenger RNA. RefSeq lists its product as uncharacterized. The record is from RefSeq and is a predicted model, not a curated record. The transcript has a single exon. The coding region runs from base 259 to 468 and encodes 69 amino acids. NCBI's taxonomy places the organism in Eukaryota, Viridiplantae, Streptophyta, Magnoliopsida, Rosales, Rosaceae.